AGCGAGCGAGAGAGAGAGAAAGAGAGAGAGAGAGAGAGAGAGGUAAAAUGGCCGACCGUCAACUAACUGACUUUCGAGCGCCUUAGAAAAGCAGCAGAUCGUGAGUGUUUACUCUGCAAGAGCCCGCCGAGACACUAAAUGCCUUCGGAGGGUGUCUCCUGACUGUGGUUCAGCCGAAGGGCAACGUCGCAGCGCGUCCCAUCCAGCUUCGGAUGCCUCCGAAAGCAGGAAUCCGCACAGAAGCACUUUAUUUCACAUGUAAUUCCUGAGAGAGGAGCUUCAGGAAAGGGAACAGCAGUUCAUGGAAGACAAGAAAAGGAAGAAGGAAGAAAAACGUAAAAGGGAAGCAUCCCAGAAGGUUGCAGAACAAAAAAACAAAGUGCCAGAAUUGACCAAGCCAACGUCCCCUCAGUGUCUGGCCACCCCCAGCUCUGUGUCCCCCAACCCUGGCCCCCCUCCCUCACCAUCCCCCUCCCAGGCCACCGCUCCCGCCGGCGGCCUCGCCCAGGGUGGCAACAAUGCCAAGCGGGCAGCGGUGGCCAACGGGCAGCCUCCUUCCGGCGCCCAGCCCCCCCAGCGCUACAUGUCCCGAGAAGUGCCCCCCCGAUUCCGCUGCCAGCAGGACCACAAAGUGCUACUGAAGCGGGGCCAGCCGCCGCUGUCCUGCAUGCUGCUGGGGGGGGGCAACGGCAAUGGAGCCAGCUCCCCCCCCUCACAGGGAGACGGCCCAAAUGCAACGGCUGCUGGAGCCACAGAUCCCAGUCUUGGAUCUCUGGGUCCAGCAGUUCCUUCACCCCCCCACUCUUCUUCCUCCUCCUCCUCCUCCUCCUCAUCAUCAGUCGCUGCUUCUUCUACUACGAAUUAUGCAAAUUCCACUUGGGGGGUGAGCUCGGGAAGCCAGCCCCCGUCUCAGGGCUGGGAGAAGGUGAUUGUUGACGGGUCUGACCUGGAGGAGUGGCCCAGCAUUGUGGGCGGGGCCGGGGGGGACAGCAUGGGUGCGGGUGGGGCGGAGACCGGUGGUGCCUCAUGGAGUGACAGACACCCCCAGCAGCAGAAGGGAGCGGGUGUGACUGUGGGGGCCGGGAAGGCUGGUGCCACGGGUAGCUCCUCCCCUCCAUCCUCCACUUCCUGUUCGCCCAACGAAUGUACGCAGCCCGGGGGUGUCGCAUGGGGGUCGGCACCCCCCAAAUCCAAAGCCACUCCUUUCUCUGGGCCCUCGGAGGGUGCGCUCGGGGCCAGUGGUGGGAUUCCCGGUGCCAACUUCAACCCCAGUGCCAACCCAUCUGCCUGGCCUGCUUUGGUGCCCGAAGACACGGCCGGCACAGAGGGGGCGCCUGCGGCGGAGGGCAGUCAGGCCUCCCUCCAGCCUCCCCCUUCCCCGUCUGCCAGCCCCGCCCCCGCCAAUCCGGCCAGCCACCCACAUGAUGUGCAAAACAGGGACAGAGAUCCCCCCCACGGGGAGUGGGGGGGUGCAGCUUCGGAGCCAAGAGUAGGACCAAAAACGGCAGGGGACAUGGACAGUGGAGUCGCGGUCGGGGAAGAGCCCUCUGCAUCUUCAUCGUCAUCCUCUUCCUCCUCCUCCUCCUCCUCAUGGAGGGUCCAGUCUUUCCCUGCGAACUCUAAAACGGGUGCCUCACGGGUCGAGGCAUGGGAUGGUGGGGCGGAAGGUGCCGCCGGUCCCGGGGGGGAAGGGGGGGCCCCUUGGGGGCACGAGGAGAAGGGAGUCGCAGUAGCGUCGGGGGCCCAGGGCUGGCCAUCGGGAAACGGGGGUGGCUGUAGGACCCUCGGGGAAUCUCAGGGAGUAUGGGAAGGAGCGAGAGGGGAGGAGCUUUCAGUCGGGGAGUGGGGUAAUCCAGGUAGGGGGGUGUCUCCAGAGGACGCCAGCGGUUUGACUGGGGGCGGCAGCGAGGGUGGUGGAGGCAGCAGCAACAGCAGCAGCAGGGGCAGCGUCGGAAACACCUCCGCCUCCACCUCCGUCACUCCCACAACCGCAACAAGAGCUUGGGACAAUCAGACGGGUGCCAGUGAGGGCGGGGCCGGAGAGGGAGAGGAGUGGGGGGGCCAAGGAAAGGGAGCAGCCAGUGGGGCGUCAACCUCCAGCGGGGGGCGCUCCAGGGCCAGCGGUGGCCAUGGGCACCACCGCUCCUCCCACCCGCCACCCAACCCUGAAGUGGCCUUGCAGAACCUACUGCGGCGGACGGACCUGGACCCACGGGUGCUUUCCAAUGUGGGCUGGGGGCAGACCCAGAUCCGGCAGAACGUGGCCUGGGACUUGGAGGAGGGGUGCGACAAGGGCAGUGGCACGGUGAACCCCGCCCCCUAUUCCGCCACUGCCGUCUCAACGACUACUGAUCCACUGGCAGUGAGCCAGAGCCCUGGCGAAGCCCCCUCAAGAGAUGGAUGGGAUGGAGGGGGUGGAGCCCGCGGUGUCCCAGUGUCUGGGUCGGGAGUGCGAAACCCUGUGGCCCCCCAGGCCACUGGAAGCAGCGUUGGUGGUCCAGGGAAGGGUGUGAGUGGCUGGGGAGGAGUUAGUCCUGGAGAGGCCCAGGGGAAAGGCUGGGGUGAUGAUGGCCCGGAGUGGAGGGAGCACAGGGGUGGUGGAUCUGGGGAGUGGGGCGCCUUCGGGCAACAGGGUACUGUGGCAGGUGUGGGGGGGAGCAGUUGGGGGGGUGGGGUGGAGGAGAAAGGCACAGGGGGGUGGAAGGAUCCUGGGAGGGAGGGGGGCUGGGGACAAAGGGGUGGCAGCGAUUGGGCAAAACGGGAGCUGAAAUCGGAACGGGGUGUCUGGGGGGAGGGUAAGGGUGGGGCAGGGAGUGAUCCUGAAGUGGGCUCCUGGGGCAGCUGGGAUGAGGGGGGGUCGAGGAGGGGGUGGGGGAGCGGAGACAAAUCUCACCAAGGCUGGGGGGCCAAGCAGACACCAGGCGGCCAAGCCACAGCCGUGCCCAAGGGCUCUGUGCAGCACCAACAAUCGCAGCCCCAGCAGGGGCCGCUUCUGGAUGCAGGGGCCACGCAUGGCAGCUGGGGCCGCCCGGGGGGGCCGUCCUCUCAAAGCCAGAACCAAAGCUCUGGCUGGACUUCGGGACCCAUGCCGGCGCUGGCAGGUGGCCCAGCCGAGCGCCCCGAGCCCAGCGGCUGGGAGGAGCCGUCGCCACAGAGUGUCAGCCGGCGCAUGGAAAUCGAUGAUGGCACGGCGGCCUGGGGCGACCCCAGCCGCUACAGCGGCAAGAGCGUCAACCUGUGGGACCAGAACGGCGCUGCCACCACCGGCCCCCAGCCUCAGGGCCAGCCCACCCCCCCCCAGCAGCAGCAGCAGCAGCAGCCACCACCUUCCGGGAGGCCUGGCGGCCGGGAGCAGGGGCACAGCCAGGGCAAGGCGGCAGCUAUGGCUCCAGCAUCGUGGGGAGGUGGGGGUAGCCACGGUGACCCGGCUGUGGACAACGGCACCACGGCCUGGGGCAAAGCCUCUGACGGGCCCGCAGGCUGGGGGGACCCGGAAGAUUCCGGAAAGGGCUGGGGGAAUCCGUCCUCUGGCGCGGGGAAGUCCGGCUCCAAGUCUAUGCAAGAAGGCUGGGGAGAGGGGGAGGUCUCAGUUAGCGCCUCGCGUCACUCCAGCUGGGAGGAGGAGGAGGAGCCCACUGCCGUGUGGAGCAGCGCCGGCUCCCAGGGAAGCAGCUCGUCCUACAACUCUGGGGGCUGGGGGCAAGGCCACGGGGGCAAGAAGGGCAACAGCAAGGUUUCCUUAAAGUCUGGAGGAGAUUCCUGGAUGAAUCCCAUGAACAGACAGUUCUCCAACAUGGGGAUUCUGGGAGAGGAGCCUGGCGGCAGGCCCCUCGAUCUGGCGUCCGCUCCUCCCCAGGACAAGAAGCUGGAAGGAGAAAAGCGAGGGAUGAGUCUCGGCGACUACGGCGAGGAGAUGCGCAAGGGAGGCCGUGGGGGCCCAGUCUUCCGUUCAGCCGGUUCCAAAGAGGCAGGGCCUGCUGAUCCUGGGCCUUAUUAUGACAAGGUGGGGGGUCACGGCAUGUUCAGUGGUGGUGGCGGGAUGGCCCAGUCGCGGGGCGUACACCCCAUGAACCCGUCCCCAGGGAUACGAGCACAAGUGCCUCAUCCGUUCCUGACGCCUCAGGUGCCGGGCUCCGUGCUGAAGCAGGUGCCCCCUCCCAGCAGUGGCGUGGGCGGCCUCGGCGUGGGCGGGGUCGGGGGUUUCCCGCCCCAACUGUCCCCCCAGCAUCUGGCUGUGCUGAGCACCAUCUACCCCCAGGUGCAGCAGUUCCACCUGCUGGCCCGGGUCAUGGCUAUCCUCCACCAACAGCGGCAGCAGCAGGGCCCGGGGUCUGGGGCCGGCUCCAAGCUAUCCCCGUCCCACCUGGGGGGCGGCGCCCCCAAGCAGCCCCUGGGCGAGCCGCCGGGCCCCCCUGGGAUGCCGACCUCGCUGGUCGACCUGCACUCCAAGGCACAGGCUGGAUAUUCGGCACGGUUUUCCCCCGGUCCGAACCUGCCGGGGCUGGAUUUGGGCUCCAUGGUGAGCAGCCCUGGGAGUGCGAAGGAGGCCGUAGGACAGCACUCUCGUUUUAAGUGGAUGAUGGAGGGACACUCGCCGGCCCCCCCAUCCCCUGACCCGAAUCUGCACAAGAACGGCCCUAUUUCAGCUCCAGUUAAGCUGCGGGGAGGAUCUCCUUACUACCAGUAUGAUAUGCUGGGGGGUGACGGCUUUGGGGUGCCCCCUCAGGGCGGCUCUGACAACUGGCAUCGCACUCCGGGAAACAAAAUGAGCUCCAAGUCAGGCAGCUCGAGCUGGCCACCAGAGUUCCAGCCUGGCGUGCCCUGGAAGGGGAUCCAAAGCGCCGACCCUGAGUCGGACCCCUAUGUGACUCCUGGCAGUGUGCUGGGCUCCUCGGGGACCUCCAACCUCAGCGACCCCGAGCACCAGCUACUGAGAGACCACACAGGGACCAACCCCUCCCUUGGUACCUUGCUGCCUUCCGCGGGGGCCUGGCCCUACGGUGGCCCAGACAGCCCUGUCAGCAAUGCACACAGCUCAGCAAAGUACUCAGAAUACAAGCCCAGCUGGCCCCCGGACCCCAUCGGCCCCAAUAAGCUGUGGAAGUCUGGCCCCAAGAGCUCCCAGCUGCCCCGCCCCCCUCCCGGCCUGACGGCCCAAAAGCCUCAGUCCCCGUGGACAGGUGCGGCUCCCAGGCCUCCUAGGGGCUGGGGUGCCCAGGAGAUGAGAUACAACCAAGGCUCUGCAUGGAGUGAUGCUGGGGCCUCGAGAGGCAGCUGCUGGCUGGUGCUGAGCAACCUCACCCCCCAGAUCGACGGCUCCACUCUCCGUACAAUCUGUAUGCAGCAUGGCCCCCUGCUGACCUUUCACCUCGGACUGACCCAGGGCAGCGCUCUGAUUUGCUACAGCAGCAGACAGGAAGCAGCCAAGGCCCAGAGUGCACUGCACAUGUGUGUCCUGGGCAACACCACAAUCCUGGCAGAAUUUGUUAGUGAGGAAGAAGUCAGUCGGUAUUUUGCACAUUCCCAGGGGGGAGGGAGCGGGAGCGGAAGCGGGGCUGGAUCCGGUGUGGGCCAAGGCCCAAUGGGCACUGGCACGUCGGGGGCCGGUGGCAGAGGGAGCCCCCCAGGAAGCGAGCGAGCGGCCGGGGGCAACGGCAAUGGCGGCGGUGCUGGGCCUCCCACCUCCGGCUGGCAGGGUUUGGACGAUACAGGCAGCUCGCCGGACGCCCCUUCUGCCCAAGGUCCCGGGAUGGGCAUCUUCACCCAGUGGAGCAGUAACGGGGGCGCUAUUGGUGGGGCAGGGGUUGGGGUUGGUGUGGAGGCCAUGGAUCCAGGCAGGGCUGGACUCUGGGGAGGCAUGACCCCAGGCUACCCUGGGGGCAGCAGCCUCUGGGGGGCACCGCAGAUGGAGGACAGGCACCAGAUGGACAGCCCGGCUGCACUGUUGCCCGGCGACCUUCUUGGGGGUGGGGCCGAUUCCAUCUGAGAGGCACGCGUGCAUUUUUUUUUUUUUUUUCUUUUCUCAUCCAAAACCAUCAUUGUGGCGUGCAAUGUAAAUUGCAGGAGGAGACACACAGGGCGGUACUUGUGCAGACAUGCGUUCACACGCCUAGAUGUAUUCCACCAAAAAACCUAAUCAAAAAAAAAAAAAAACCAAGAUGUAGACUGUGAGGCACCUAUGUGAGGCCUUUCUCUUAAAUGAAGACUAAACUGCAAGACUUGACCAGAAGGAGAACUAGGUGAUCUGAGAUGCUGAAUCUCAGCCUAAGAUCUAAACUGAAGCUGUAUUGAAACCAUAUAUGCACACACACGCACACGCAGAACGAAGCUCAGACAGGUGGAUGUGCUAGUCGCCACAUGUGAUUGGACGACCAUAUACAAUCUGUAAAUCCCUGCAUAUUCAGGCAGAUUGUAUCUCACACAGACAUACAUACACUGCUCUGAUGUUUUACAGAUUUAUUAUUUUUUUUUUCCUACUUUCGGAUGGUGGAAUCCAGAAACGAUGUCAUCCUUCCCUUCAAAUGCUGACCUCGUUUUCUCGUUCAGUCAUCGUUCGUUGUCUUUAUUAUGAUGACUAUUUUAUUUUGCUAUGCGAGGCACUCGUGACUUUGUGUGUGCGUGCGUGCGCGUGUGCAUUAGUGUUAGUGAAUCGUGUGGAAGCUGUCAGUGCAUGAGUGGGUGACCAAAUCCAGGGUGUUUUGUCUGGUGUUCAUGAGACAGAACGUGGUGUGUGUGUGUGUGUGUGUGUGUGUGUGUGUGUGUUCGCGCUGCUCGUUCCUUGAGUGACUGGUGAGAGGGUGCACGAGGCAGCUUACAUUUAAGUGUUAUAAACAUUUUGGAGUGGGCUUGGUAAAUGUAUGCAGAGUAUAUGUGGGUGUGUGUCUAGGUCACACAUUCGACACCAUUGGCACUAAUUAAUCUUUUUGCUUUGAUUUUUAGCGGCAGUUUUGUCUGAAUUUCAGUAAUAAUAUUAAUAAAGAAUCGCAAACAACUGAAAGGCAUAGAUAUUGAAAAAUGCCAAAUCUUUACCUAGUGGAGCUGGACGGGUGUUUACAAAUGCCUAAAAAAGUAUGUGUGUGUGUGUGUGUGUGUUUGUUUGUUUUUCCCCUUUCUUAUAGUUUAAAUACAAGACAGGCUUUAACACUCCUGUUUGUGUGUUUCUUACAAAAGAAGUAAUUUAACAAAGCAAGUAGAAUAAAGCAGUGUUUCCCAACCCAGUCUUCGGGGGCCACCAGGAAGUCCAUGUUUUUGUUCCUUCUCAGCUCCCUACUGAGGGUUGCUGAGGACCGGGUUGGGAGACACUGGAAUAAAAGAGUCUUCUGUCCUAUGGUUUUGUAUCCUCCUUCUGAGGGAGCAGGAUUUAUGUUUACAAUUCAGUCCAUUUAGCUGUUCAUAAUCAGAGGUGCACUUCUAGACAAUUCGCUACACUCGCGAUUCGCGGCGUUCUGAUUGUCAUUCUCGUUUUAGUUGCUACUGACCGUGUAUCCCUAUCGCUAUCCUGGAAGCUUGCCCCCCACCCCACGUGCAGUCUGUUUGCCCUGUUCUUUGUUAAAAGAACCACUGAUGUACCAGCUGUUACCUUUACUUUUGUUUUUUUGUUUUUUUUUUUAAACUUCUGCAGGAUCCCUUUUAUGUACACUGACUUUGAGUUGUUUCCUUGCUAUUACUUGACCAUGCUUGUAUUGAGAGCAUAAGGUAAUAAGGUACCAGCUUAAGCUGCCCAUACCCAAGCACUACCAGGGCGCUGUGACAGAAGUUUGACUUGCUUGACUAUCAGAUCAUUUUUGCAUCGCUGCCUUUGCAGGUGGGGGCCUUAUCACAAUCCACCAGUUACUGUAAUGGUGUCGUCCUUCAUAACCCCCCCCCCCCCCCCCCCCCCCCCCCCCCAGCUCAUGAGUCUCCUGUGUAACGGACUGUCUCAGGUAGGUUAGCCUGCAGGGGAAAGCUCAACAUUCAAGUGUCUGAGCCUCUCGCGCCUCACACCGGCCCGGGACGGUUACGGCGGAGUGCUCUCCAGGGUCUAUGGGCACGCAUUACCGGGUAUUAAAUUCAGGGCAUGAUAGCAGCCCCAACGUAGGUUAACGUUGAAGUAUCCCUCAGCCUGUGACACUAGUUUUGGGCAGAUACUCUGUGAUAUUGGCGUCAGCCUGUGAUGUAGCCAGUAAAAUUACUCUUCCAUUUCAGUCAAACCAAACUAGGCCUUGACCCGACCGUCCUAUUGGCUGCGAGAGUCAGAGCAGCUGGAGAGCAUCUGUUUUAGUGCUUGUUCGUUAGAAAGGGUUACCUGACGUUGACACCUAAAAUAAAGGCUGGAUCUUUGCUUUCGUUGUGGAAUUAUUAUUUUUUCCUUCGCUUGUCACAGUGGUUAGUUUACAAUUGCAUAAAUAAAAACAAUACUAUGGUUACUA
Paramormyrops kingsleyae is the source of this 8408-nucleotide messenger RNA. The record is from RefSeq and is a predicted model, not a curated record. NCBI's taxonomy places the organism in Eukaryota, Metazoa, Chordata, Actinopteri, Osteoglossiformes, Mormyridae.